This is a messenger RNA of Phalaenopsis equestris, 1195 nucleotides long. RefSeq names its product piriformospora indica-insensitive protein 2-like. Lineage: Eukaryota; Viridiplantae; Streptophyta; Magnoliopsida; Asparagales; Orchidaceae. Gene Ontology annotation, molecular function: protein binding. The annotation marks the transcript as partial. The record is from RefSeq and is a predicted model, not a curated record. The transcript has 2 exons.
UUACGAAGCCUUUCGAUCACCAAUUGCUUCUCGUCAGAACCAGCAACCAUUCCAGUUCAUGAAUGGAACAAGCUUUCUUCAACCUUAGAAACCCUAGAGUUUCGAUCCAACAAAGGACUCACCGGUGAGAUUCCUCCUGUUCUCGGCCAGCUAGUGAACCUUCAAUCACUAGUACUUACCGAAAACUCUUUAAGUGGAGAGAUUCCUCAGGAGCUUGGAAAUCUGGUGAGUUUAAAACGAUUAAUGCUUUCAGGAAAUCAGCUGUCGGGGAAAGUUUCGGUUUCUAUAGGAGCCAAGAUGGCUGAGCUCUUGAUCAUGGAUGAGCUCUUGAUCAUGGACAUCAGCAGUAAUUCUCUAUCGGGUCCUCUGCACGCAUCUUUUGUCGGUCUAUCUUCGCUGUUGAAACUUGAUUUGAGCAACAAUCAAGUAAGUGGAAGUCUGCCACCCGAUCUUUGGAACCUCAAGAAUCUCACAAUUCUAGAUCUCAGAAACAAUAAUCUCACCGGCGGUCUGGUUCCAUCCCUUCAAGGAAUGGCUGCUCUGGAAGAUCUGGUUCUCUCAAAUAACCCAUUGGGCGGAAAUCUAAGAGAAUUUGGUUGGAGAAAUCUGAAAAACCUAACUCACUUGGAUCUCUCCAAUACAGGACUUGUUGGUGAGAUCCCAGAUAGUAUCACAGAGUUGAAGAAAUUAAGAUUCCUUGCAUUGGACAACAAUCAGCUCUCCGGUUCCGUCUCCCCGAAGCUUGCAUCCAUGCCCUGUCUUACGGCUUUGUAUCUUAAUAGAAAUAAUCUCACAGGUGAGCUUGAAUUCCCUGGGGAUUUCUAUAGGAGGAUGGGGAAGAGAUUUGCCUGUUGGAAAAACCCUAAACUCUGUUACAGAUUGGGAGCUGGAAACGCAACAGGGGAAGGUCCAGCUGGUGUGGAUAGAUGCAUGAAUGAAGUAGAGAGAGUUGUGUAUGGUCUGGAUUUAGGGAACAUGAUGGGCAGGGAGGAAACAGUUGGGGGCUCCUUAGGGUUCUCAGCUUAUUAUUCCAUUGGUAGGUUUCUAUGGCUAACUUUGAUGGAGGUUGUGGUCAUCCUUUUUCUUCUUUCUUUAAUGUAAUUCAUGGAGAAUAGAGUUUUUAUAUAACACACCAAAUUGAUGUUUUUUAACAAUGUCAAUCUUGUGUUUGAACCUUAUUUUUAGGAUUGUUUAU